Mugil cephalus (flathead mullet) is the source of this 3242-nucleotide messenger RNA. RefSeq lists its product as uncharacterized. The record is from RefSeq and is a predicted model, not a curated record. The transcript has 4 exons. The coding region runs from base 146 to 1093 and encodes 315 amino acids. NCBI's taxonomy places the organism in Eukaryota, Metazoa, Chordata, Actinopteri, Mugiliformes, Mugilidae.
CAGAGAGCAGGUGAGCAAAAAAGCAGAGUGGCCGGGGGCGGUUAACACGGUGGACUUUUAGCAUUAGUCAAAAUGUGUGAAUGUUGGCCACAGACGGAACGAACGGCACUGACGGCCACCCGGAGGGAGUGACUGGAGCUUGAAGAUGAAACAUGACUUUGGGAGUGAUUAUAAAUGGCCAGAGAGCUGGAGGACGGGAAGAUGUCCCUUAGCUGCGAAGAGUCUGUUGUCAAGUCAGACUCUGAAGCCCCUGUUUCCCAUCCUCUUCCUCCUCCUCGUGGUGGUUUACGGCCUGGCUGACAGGCUCAGAAACUUUGUGGUGGGCAUCUUCAUCCCUCAGUAUCACUACCCGUAUGCUGUGGCUCUGUGCUUCGCCCAGGUCCUGGUCUCUCUUCUAUUCUUAAAUCUCCUCCAUCUCCUGGGCCUGGUGCCUCUGAAACAUUACUCCAGGUCCCUGGGUGAGAGGCUGCUGCUGCCUGCUAUCUGUAACAGCGUUCAGGCUGUGCUGGCCAUGUGGGUCAAAGCCAGCGGCUCGUAUGCCAGCGUCUUCCUCCUCAUCCUGCCCGUGUUGGCCCCGAUGACUGUGGGCUUUAGUUUCGCCCUGAAGGUGGAAACACGACCGUCCGUGCACAUCUCCGUUCUGCUUUGCAUCCUGAGCGGGACGUCAGUCGUCAUCACAGCAUUCAACGGUCUCUCGGGCAUUGAGCCUCUUGAGUGCAUGUACGCGCCCCUGGCUUUAAUCCUCCACGGCCUCGCUUUGACUUUGCUGGCUAAAGUGUCCAAGGCUGCGCGCUGCCACCCAUCCGAUGCUCAAACCUCCGUUUUUGACAUCUACUACACGGAGAUGGUCAACCAGAGUUGGGUGCUGGGCCUCCUGUGGCUGCUGCACCCAGACACCCCCUGGCAGGUGAUCGCUCAGGGUAGCUGGCACAGCCUGCUCUUCCACGGAUACCUGCUGGCUAUCCUCCUGCUGGGGAUGGUGCUGAACUUCCUGGUGGAUAUGUCAGCUCUGUGUGUCUCCCCGCUUUCUGCUGCGCUGCUCCACUCGGCAAAGCAGCUGGUGCAGCCAUUUAUUCUUCUGUGGCUCCACUGAGCGCUUUGUUACCAUCGCAAAGCAACAAGAAGAGACACACACUGUUACGACACGUCUGUAGAGGCUCCCGGUCGCCCACGUCACGCUGAGACAAGGUCGACUGGACCUUUGAACCCCUCCUCACACCCUGGGACUAGAGCCUUGAACGGCUCAUGUGCCAUAGAUGUUCCCGUAUCACCCCAACUCCCCCUCCAGCCAUUUAAGCUGAAGAAGAUACGUGGAAGAAAAAUCUUCAGGAAAACACCGGUUGCCCUUCUUUCACAUUUUUAAAAACACAUGACACAAAAUAUGAAGAAUUAGUGAAUGGGAUACAGAUAGCAAAUGUUGAUGUUUUCUUUCCUUUGCACUUUUUAUUUUCUUUCCCUUUCUUUCCUUGCAUCUCCUCUGCUUUCUGUUCCACAGUUUUUUGUUUUAUUUGCCAAUUUGUCAUUUCCCUGCUCUUUUCUGCACAGUUCUUUUCAUUUCCCUUUCUUUUUUCUCUUUCAUUUCCACUCUUUUCCUCAGUUGCUUUGAAAAUUUUGAAAAGAAACAUGUGUGGGAAAGACAAAGCCUCUGAAGGCUGUACUCUAAACAUUAACAUGGGUAAUAUUUUUUUUAUCCAUGGCAAUUGUGGCUAAUUUUUAACAGUAUUGACUGAUAAUGAAAGCCCGAGGUGUACGCCAUUGCACAGCCUCUUUUAAAAAAAACCUGGAUCCCUUCGUCCUGACUAAUUUCAGGACAAUUUCCAAACUCCUUUUUAUUUCCAAGGUUUUAGAGAAACUUAACCAACUUGAAGAUUUUUUGAAUCGGGCCAGUGUUGGCGUACUGUUUCAGUCUGGUUUUAAGCAGCACUGAAUCUGCUUUUUGAAAAGUUUUUAACGAUAUUCUUUUAAACCACAACUCUGGCAGUUGUCCCUCUUUUAUUCUUUUAGACCUAGCAGCGUUGUUUGACAUAAUGGAUCACAAAAUCCUCCCAUCACGCCUCAAGCACUGCGUAGGCAUUGAAGGCCCUGUGUUAGACUGGUUUAAAUCUUGCCUCACAGAUAGAUCUGUGCAGUCGGGACAGUUUUCCUCCUCAGUUGCCCCUGUGACCUGCGGGGUCCCCCAGGGGUCACUUCUGGGCCCUCUACUAUUCUCACGUUAUAUGAGGUCCUUGCCGGCUCCCUUGGCCCACUAGCACCUUACAUAGGAUCCCAGGCAAUCUUGGUGUGAUUAUUAAUGGGGCGCUUAAAUUGGACGAGCAGGUAAGCUCAGUGGUCAAGGCUAGCUUUUUUUUCAGCUUCGCCUUCUACCCAAAGUUAAAUCCUACCUAAAAAGGACGGAUCUAGAAAAAGUUAUCCUUCCUUUAUUACAUCGCACUUAGAUUACAGCAACUCCUUGUACGUCGGCAUCGGCCAAUCAGAGCUCAACCAUCUCCAGCUUGUCCAGACUGCAGCAACACAUAACAGUAGUGCUUCCCUCUCUUCAUUGGCUCCUGGUUAGGUACACGAUUGAUUUUAAGAUUCUUUUAUUUGUUUUUAAAUGUCUGAAUGGGCUGGCCCCAAAAUACCUUUCUGUCCUUUUUGGACGUGCAUCGUCCCUCCAGAAAACAAGAGAGGAUCGAGCUUUUACAGUGGCGGCUGCCUGCUGCUGUCUGGACUGUGACUAGCUUUCCCACUUUCAAAGCAUGCCUCAAGACCCACCUUUUUACUCUAGACUUUGGCUGAGAGUCACCUGUUUUGAUAUUUUAUUUGUAUUUAUUGUACUGUUUUUAUUGUCUUACUUUUAUUGUUUGUAAUUAUCAUUGAUCAUUGAUAUUUUAUUCUGUUACGCACUUUGGUUAGCCUUGACUUUUUAAAUGUGCUAUAUAUAUAUAAAAGUGACACGUGACAAUGAAACAUUACCUUGUUCCUGGAAUUCUGACAGCAUUUUCCACGUAAAAAGGCAAGUUUACACAGGACACACGCUAUUAAACCCAUCACAUUUUAUGGUUACUUCACUGUGUUAAAAAUAUGAUAACACACUUAAUGAUUUUUUUUUUUUUAGUUAGGGAGUUACCCUUGGAUGAAUCAAUGUGCUCACACAUCAGAUGAGAAGGGGUCAGGAGGAGUUUUAUUUAUUGUCCUAUUUAAGUUAUUAUUCUCAUUAUGAAGCCGUCUUAAAAUGUGUAACAAUAAAAGGUAACAUUUCA